Cylindrotheca closterium is the source of this 2553-nucleotide messenger RNA. NCBI's taxonomy places the organism in Eukaryota, Bacillariophyta, Bacillariophyceae, Bacillariales, Bacillariaceae. The record is from the annotation of a GenBank genome assembly.
AUGAUACGGAUACAAGUCUUUGAUCCUCGAGGAAAGAAGGUGGAAGUGGAUGUGGACCCGAACUCUUCCAUCAAGGAUGUGAUGGCACAGGUCGAGACCGAAACGGGUCUCGAAAAAGAGACCCAACGAUUUACGAUACAUGGCGACCGAAAUGUGUUCUUGGAACCCAUGAAGAUCUACAUUCGGGAUAGCAAGGGAAGUAAAUUCCUUAUUGACAAUGUUGAACCUCUGGAUAGCAUCGAUGAUAUCAAGAAAAGACUGGAGGCUCAAGAAAACAUUCCUGCAGAUGAUCAAUACCUCUUGUUUGGCGAAACCCCACUCAACGACGGGACAAAAAAACUUUUCGACUACGGGAUUAAGCAUAGAGCAUGGCUCGAUCUGGAGCCAAUGAAGAUCAAUAUUAAGACUACCAAGGGUGAAGUCUUUGAGUUGGUUGUCGAUCCAAAUGACACAGUCGCGGAUGUCAAGAAGCAAAUUAAUGAGACCAAGAAGAUUCCACUUGAUGAAAUCAUACUGACAUUCAAUGGAGAAAGCAUCAAAGAUGAAUCCAAACUUUCCGAAUGCGGAGUUCGGCAUAGAGAUACCUUGAAUCUCGAGAAAAUCAAAAUACAUGUCAAGAAUGGCACCAACAGGGGAAAAGGCAAGGUGCAUACCUUUGAAUUCGAGCCGACCGACAAAGUCGAGGCCAUCAAGAAGAUCAUUGCUAGCAGCAGUAAAAUUGGGAUUCCGGUACAAGAGCAACUUCUAUUCUUUCAAGGCGAGAUGCUAGUGGAGCCUGGCAAGACAUUAAGAGAAUGCAAUCUCAAGCAUGAGUCGACGGUCGAUCUGGAACAGAUGAAAAUCAAAGUCAGCACGUUCAAUGGCGACAAGUUCAAGAUGGACGUCGAACAAACCGAUACUAUUGAGGAUAUCAAGGAGAAAAUUAUGGAAAAGAAGGGCAUUCCUAUGAAAGAUCAAAUCUUGCUGUUCAAUGGUAAAAAACUCCCACUAAAAGGGGAUGUUGAGUCCCCCACUGGCGAGCAACUGAAGGAUAUCGAUAUGACACUGUUCGACUGUGGCAUUCAUCAUCUCGAUAAACUAGUGGUAGAGGAGCACAUGAAGGUACUUGUACAGGAUGAUACCAAGGAGGGAGGUGGUAAGGUAUACACAUUGUAUACCGAAGAGACAUACCCAAUCAGUCGGGUCAUGGAUAUGAUUGCCGACGAAGUUGGCAUGCCCAAGGAAAAACAACUCUUAUCCUAUGAAGAACGAUUUAUCAUCGAAAAGGAUGUGGCUACCACGUUGAAGGAUUAUGGUAUCAAACACAAGACAACUAUUCACUUGGUGCCGAUGAUCGUCAAUAUCAAAACAUUCCAAGGCGACACCUUCCCCUUGGCAGUUGAGCCAACGGAUACGGUACAGAGCAUCAAGGAUCGAAUCACGGAAAUGAAGGAAAUUCCAUUGAAAGAUCAAAUCAUACUGUUCAAUGACGAGCGUCUUAAUGAUCCAAACAAGUCGCUAGCGGAUUGUGGAAUCCAACACUUGGACACAAUGACAGUCGAAGAACACAUGAAGGUGUUCGUUCAGGAUGACACCAAGAAUGGAGGCGGCAAGGUAUACACCUUUUACACUGAAGAGACAUUCAGCAUCAGCAAAAUCACGGAUAUGAUUGCGGAAGAAGUGGGAAUUCCUCAGAAGAAGCAGUUAUUGUCGUAUGCCGACUCGUUGAUCUUUGACAAAGACUUGGGCACCACUCUCAAGGACUAUGGUAUCAAGCACAAAUCAACAAUAUUCUUGGUCCAAAUGAUGAUUAAUGUCAAGACCUUCCAGGGCGACGCCUUUAUGAUGACUGUCGACCCAAGCGACAAGUGUCGACGAAUCAAAACAAAGGUGAAGGAUGUGAAAGACAUUCCUUUGAACGACCAAAUUUUGAUAUUCAAUGACCAACGUGUCAGUGACAUGGAUUCGAUGAAAGACUGUGGAAUCAAGCAUGGUGACACUGUCUUUAUCAACCAAGCAAUGAAGGUGAAUAUCCAAGAUGAUACGAGAGGAGCAAAUGAAAAGGUGUAUACCUUUUACAUGGAGGAGAACGACACUAUCCAUAUGGUUGCCAUGUUGAUCCAAAAUAAGAUCGGGAUUGAGAAAGAUAAGCAACGCAUGACAUUCAAGGACGAGAAGCUUGAGGAAGAAGACAAGUCCCUGAAAGAUUGCGGUAUCAAGCACGACGAUACGAUUCAUGUCAAGAAAUCAUAUAUUCCAGUCGACUGGAAGAAGACUGUUGAAGAGAAGUAUGGAAAGGUCAAGGUGACAACCUACAAUGUCGACUACACGCUAGACAAAGGUGUCAUUGCGGGUAUAAAGGGCGAAAAAGAGGUGACCAUUGACGUCACAGGACGAAGGAGAAGUGAGAUGGCGGACCAGCAAAAGGAAUUCAUGGCGGAGAGAGCAAAGAGUCCGAAGAAGAGCCCGAAGAAGGGAAGGAGGUCUAUGAAGGAAUUCUUGGACGACGUAGCAGUGAGUAAAGAGAAACUAGCAGAGUUGGAAAAAGCAGAUUUGGAAAAAGAAGACAAGUAG